AUGUCUCGUCCGCAAUCGACGUCACACCAGAUCUCGCCAUUUGCGGGAAAGCCCUCCCCAGCGGAGAGCCGUUCUCCCGGCACACCUGCAAGAGCCUCCGCUACACCGGGAUUGGAUAAUCUACCGUUAGGGGAAACGCGACAGAAUACCGAAACGGGCAGCAAGAAAAGUAAGCGGAAGAAAAAUCGCAAUCGGAAGCAUCGAAAUCGCAGGCCGUCUUUCCUUGCUCCUGAAGACUCGCAGCCCAACGCUCCACCUACUGUCCCCGAAACUGCGCCCAUGGACACGCUGGCGGAAAAUGAGACUCAAGAUCGAAGUCCGCCUACUUUUUAUAAACUCGGGGCGAAUAUAAGCAAUACAAGUUUGGAAAGUGAAGCUUUGCUAGAUCACCGAAAUCAACCGUUGAUGAGACCGCGGAGAGAUAGUCGAUUGACUCAAUCUUUCCGUCCUGGCUCGAUACCGACUUCUUUUCGAAAUACCGACAUGAACCCUCGCCCGUUCCAGUCUCGCGGGAAGAGCGCAUAUGCAGAGGAUAGCGACCACGAAGAGGUCGACGAUCGAACACCAUUAAUGAGAUCGUCAUCUAGCCGUACAAAGACACCAGGUUACGGAGCAGAUUCUAUACCCAGUCCGUUUACAUUCCGCCAGCGACGCCAAUCGGCUCGGUCCGACUCAUCCCAAUGCUCGCCUCGUGAGGCUCCGAACCAUGACAUUAACAAUCCACCGUCUAUGCCUUCCACUCCCAAGCUGGGUCCGGAUAUGGGCUACAAUGAUGCAGUUAUGACGGGCGCAGAGUUUGACUUUCGCAUUGGCAGACAUAUGGACAAUGAACGCGAUGAAUCUCGGCCGCGUGAUAUGGUGAUCGAUGUGGAAGGCACCGGCCAACGAUCUAGAAGCUCACCUGGCUCCGCUGCAGUAUCACCGCACCGCACACCUCAGGAAGGACUAAUUAGACGUCGGACCGUUCCUGCGGAAGAAGAUGUUUGCUUCCCACAGGAGGACGCCUCUGAGGUAGCUGAGGAAUGCGCGCCAGCGUUGUCACGAGGCGACCUGCGGCGCCGACGACGAGCCAAAGAAUGGCCGGAUCUGUCGGUUUUGGAAGAUUGGGCCCGUGAGGAAAAGGAAGAGCGGACAGGCGUGUUCCGAACAAAAAAGAUCAGUGAGCCUAUGCUGAUUGAGGGCCGUCUUCGCCCCCAGUUCCGAGGUUGGCGGCGUGAGGAGGAUGAGGUACCGUAUCGAUUCACGUACUUCAAUGAGGAGUUCCAGAGCACUAUCCAUGCGCAAACGAUCCCGGAGCUGGUUCAAACAGGAAGCGGCUUCCGUGAACUCUUUAUCCCCGAUCCACCUGAACUUGAGGAUUCCUCCGAUGAGGAAGAAUCAGACUCGGAGCAUCGGACUAACGACCACUUAACGCCAACUUCACGUACUGCGAACCAUAGCCCGGGUAAUCAAACGGCAGCAUCGUCCAACAAUCAUGCUUCGCAUCCCCCAGCCGAGGAGAGAGCGCAAUUUCGUGGGUCGAUUAUCAGUGAAGCGGUGUCGGAGGGACGAGCAUCGGGCGACGUGCCGAAAGAUCAGGCCCAGACUCCUCCGAAACCUAAACGGUACGGGCCUCGACCCACCUUUUGGCUCGAUGUCCUAUGUCCGACUGAUGCAGAAAUGCGGGUGAUAUCCAAAGCAUUCGGCAUACACGCUCUAACAGCGGAGGACAUCAUGAUGCAGGAAGCACGUGAGAAGGUCGAGCUAUUCCGAAACUACUACUUCCUAAACUAUCGCACGUUUGAGCAGGACCCAAACAGCGAAAACUACUUGGAGCCAGUAAAUAUGUACGUUGUCGUCUUCCGCGAAGGAAUCUUGUCGUUCCACUUCUCGCAGACGCCUCACCCGGCAAAUGUACGCCGACGCAUCCGGCAACUGAUGGACUACUUGAUUCUGAGCUCGGAUUGGAUAUCAUAUGCUCUCAUUGAUGAUAUCACCGACGUAUUCGGUCCCCUAAUUCAAUCAAUCGAGGAUGAAGUUGAUGACAUCGAUGAGAUGAUCAUGAAAAUGCAUUCCGCUGAAAGCCCUGCAACUUCGAGCCCGAAAGACGAGCAAGACAAAGAUAUGGUCCCAGGCCCUGGCGAGAUGUUGCGGCGUGUGGGAGUGUGCCGCAAGAAGGUUAUGGGGCUGUAUCGACUAUUGAGUAACAAGGCAGACGUUGUCAAGGGCUUUGCCAAACGAUGCAACGAGCACUGGGAGGUAGCGCCAAAAUCAGAGAUUGGUCUGUAUCUUGGUGACAUCCAAGACCAUAUCAUGACGAUGACCAGCAGCUUGACAUAUUACGAGACGCUUUUGUCACGCGCGCAUAGCAACUACCUAGCGCAAAUCAACAUUCACAUGAAUGAGCGACAAGAGCAGACUGCAGAUGUUUUGGGAAAACUGACCGUCCUUGGAACUAUCGUUCUGCCCCUCAAUAUCAUCUGUGGUAUGUGGGGGAUGAACGUGAAGGUACCAGGACAAGAAGUCGAUAGCUUAACUUGGUUUUAUUCGAUCACCGCUGGCCUGGUUCUGUUCGCCUUCGCCUCAUUCCUGAUUGCGAAACGGGUGUACAAUAUCGUCUAA
Molecule: messenger RNA, 2601 nt
Organism: Aspergillus puulaauensis
Lineage: Eukaryota; Fungi; Ascomycota; Eurotiomycetes; Eurotiales; Aspergillaceae
Gene: MNR2
Product: magnesium transporter CorA family protein
Exons: 4
Coding region: 1-2601 (866 amino acids)
Biological process (GO): intracellular magnesium ion homeostasis; magnesium ion transmembrane transport
Cellular component (GO): plasma membrane
Molecular function (GO): magnesium ion transmembrane transporter activity
Source: RefSeq, a predicted model, not a curated record